This is a messenger RNA of Bufo bufo (common toad), 1850 nucleotides long. It is a transcript of the gene GRINA, whose product is annotated as glutamate ionotropic receptor NMDA type subunit associated protein 1. NCBI's taxonomy places the organism in Eukaryota, Metazoa, Chordata, Amphibia, Anura, Bufonidae. The coding region runs from base 1 to 1047 and encodes 348 amino acids. The record is from RefSeq and is a predicted model, not a curated record. The transcript has 6 exons. Gene Ontology annotation, biological process: negative regulation of apoptotic signaling pathway. Gene Ontology annotation, cellular component: Golgi apparatus; endoplasmic reticulum; membrane.
AUGUCACAUGAGAAGAGCUUCCUGGUUAGUGAGGACCCCUACUCUAAUCCCCCAUAUCCUGUAGGACCAGGUCCAGUUCCAGCCCCAGGCUAUGGACCGCCCCCGUACCCCAAUACUGCCCCCUAUCCUAUGGAGGUGCCAUACCCGAAUACUAUUCCGUACCCCACUCAACCACCUAUGGGGCAGCCUCCGUAUCCUCCUGCUUACAACCAGGGGCCCUAUCCAGGAGCCCCAUAUCCUGGCCAGCCAUACCAGCAGCCUCCGUAUGGACCAGGUGGUUACCCCUCGGAGCACAGCGACUUUGGUUCCCCCAUACAUAGCACCACGUAUCACGAGGAGGGACUGCCAUCAUACAGUGACAACCAGGACUUUCCCAUCAGCCGCUGGGAUGAUAAGAACAUUCGGCGAGCAUUCAUCCGUAAGGUCUUCCUCGUUCUCACGGCUCAGCUCCUCGUCACCUUUGCUUUUGUCGCAGUUUUCACCUUUGUGGAGGGUGUCCGGGUUUACGUCAAGAGGAACACCUGGACCUACUACCUUUCCUACGCCAUCUUCUUCGUCUCCCUCAUCACUCUCAGCUGCUGUGGAGAUUUCCGCCGCCGCCACCCAUGGAACCUUGUGGCCCUGUCCAUCCUGACGCUCAGCCUCUCCUACAUGGUCGGGAUGAUCGCCAGCUUCUAUGACACAGAUGCCGUCAUCAUGGCGAUGGGGAUUACAGUUGCGGUCUGCUUCACUGUGGUCCUGUUCUCCAUGCAGACGAAAUACGACUUCACAUCCUGCAUGGGGGUCCUGAUGGUCAGCCUCGUGGUCCUCAUCAUCUUCUCCAUACUCUGCAUCUUCAUCCGCAACAAGAUCCUGGAGAUUGUCUAUGCCUCUCUGGGGGCACUGCUCUUUACUUGUUUCCUGGCAGUGGACACGCAGAUGAUCCUGGGGAACAAGCAGUUGUCUCUCAGCCCUGAGGAGUAUGUGUUUGCAGCCCUCAACUUGUACACAGAUAUCAUUAAUAUCUUCCUCUACAUCCUGGCUAUAAUCGGCAAGGCGAAGGAGUGAGCAGCGCGUGGCAGCACAACGGAUCCAGACCAUAUCCCGGAUCCUCCUCCUCCUCUUCCCCCGUGGUUCCCUGUGAAUGUUCCUGCUAAUGUUGCCUGUAAGCAGCUUCUCCUGCAGUCACUGUACUGGACCCCUUUACCGGACCAGCGGCCUCCACAUUUCUCGCCGAACCCUUCUUGCCCGUUCUUUGGUUUGUAGCUGUUGCUCCUCUGUGGCACAUGAGACACUAGUCAUUUCAUAGCCCUCAAUGUGAAUUACUCAGGCCUGGGUGUCCUCUCCUGCCUCGGUGGGAUGACGGGCUGGCCUGUGAUGGCACUGUAUAGAACUUCAAACAUUCUCCUUGCAGACAUCGGCUGUGUCUGCAUUGCAUGGGUAAGGAGAUACUGGACCAAACCCCCUCCGGAUCUGCUCUGGACAAUGCAAGCCGCUUCCUUCUAGGAGAAACUUGCAGUAUUGUGCUUGUGAACUUAGCGCGGUGUAUGAUCUAGAUAUUAAUCGCUGGAUACUAGAUGAGGUCCCCGAUUUUACGGUUCAGUUUUCAUUCCAGUUCAGUCAUUUGAUGGUCGACAUCCAGAAAUGCUCCAUGGCCGGCACCAGUCAUCAACCACCAGCGUCCUCAGCCCCAUGUGCUGAUGGCUUGGCUCCAGUGAAGGCAGCAGGCAUCCUCCGCGAUGUCUCUGAUCACUGCUUCUCCCAGGACCGUGGCUUGCUCUGCAGUGGGCCGAUGCUGUAAUGCCGCCCCCCUGUGGCCGCACUGCUCACUGCAUGAUUACCUCAAUUAAAUAAAAUAGUUUUGCUCUUUC